Molecule: messenger RNA, 1383 nt
Organism: Penicillium hordei
Lineage: Eukaryota; Fungi; Ascomycota; Eurotiomycetes; Eurotiales; Aspergillaceae
Product: oxygenase MpaB family protein
Exons: 4
Coding region: 1-1383 (460 amino acids)
Molecular function (GO): oxidoreductase activity
Source: RefSeq, a predicted model, not a curated record
AUGGCUUUGAAGAGCCCCCAAAGCGGAAAUAGUACCGUGUGCCACUACUGGGGUUACUCGUUUCAUUGGACGGACCUCCACUCCCCUGCCGAUGACCUUAAGUCGUUGAAGUACAGCUGUGAUUCCCUAGCCGACGAAUGUGUAGAGCGUUUGAAAACAAUCCCAUCCCUUGAUGACGGCGCCGUUAAACGACCUUUCAAGAAGGACCUCUAUGGCUUAUUGAGGGACUAUGCGGAGGAGGAUCCAAAACUCAACAAGCUCUGGACUGAGAUCAAUACAGCUCCGGAGUGGGUUGACUGGGAUCAAAUCCAACGGGGCCAGGAUGCUUUUUUCCGAUAUGGCCUACCGAUUCUCAAUGUUCUCAGCUUUGAAAGCUUACUUGGUGGAAUGGGAGCAAUGCGAGUCGUCGAGACCCUUUCACGGACGGGCGGUUUCGGGGCGAAGGUAGUACAUCAACGAUUACUCGAGACACUUCAACAUGUACUUCAGAUAAAUGACUCAGCGGAGAGCAUGAAACCAGGCGGUGAUGGUCACAUCUCAUGUGUUCGUGUCCGACUACUUCAUUCGUCGGUCCGCAAGAGGAUCCUAAGUCUAGUUGACCAAAACCCUGAAUACUACGAUAUCGACAAGUACGGAAUACCGGUAAACGACCUCGACUGUAUUGGAACAAUCAACACAUUCUGCAGCGCGGUGUUAUGGCUCGGUCUUCCUAGACAGGGCAUCUACCCCAGCAAGCAAGAGACAGAUGACUAUAUAGCGCUGUGGAGGUUGGUUGCAUAUUAUAUGGGUACACCGACAGAUCCCUUUGCGAGCACAGAAAAGGCUCGUGUAAUGAUGGAGUCGCUUCUGAUUUCCGAGAUCGAUCCCACUGAGACUGGAAAAGUCCUAGCAAAGAACAUCAUUAUCGGCCUGGAGAAUACAGCGCCGACUUUCGCAUCCAAGGAAUUCAUGGAGGCAAUGACUCGACUACUCAAUGGAGAUCAACUGGCCGAUGAGCUUGAUAUCCCUCGGUCUAGUCUAUACUAUCGCAUGUUGAUCUGGGGAUAUUGUUUCUGGGUCAUGGCUGUUUCAUAUAUUGUGCCGAAGAUAUAUUUCGUCGACAGGAUGAUGAUUUCGCUCCGUCGAAGGUACUACUACAAACUCAUCCUUGAUGAGAAAAUGGGCCUCGGGGGGGAGUCGCGUUUCGAGUUCAAAUACGUGCCUAGUCUCACUCGCACCACUCGCCUGGGAAAGCGCCGAAGGACCAAUUUUGAGAGACCCGGCAUUGAAAGUCUAGCGCGUCUAGGUCUUCUCGCGGCUUUUACUGCAGCAGCAACUUUGGGUUUGGGAUUUAUCUUUGUGUGGAAGAUGUUUCCUUCCCAGUUCUUUAUGGUCCGAGCAUGA